AUGUCUGAAGAUCAACAACCACUCAAAAGGCAGAAGAGAAUGUUUUCAUUCUUUCUGUCGAAAGAGGUUCCACCAUUACCACUUCCAGAGGAAAGGACCACAUUCCCAGAGCAUAUUUGGGACCCUUUUUCAAGAAUGUUUUUUUGGUGGCUUAAUCCUAUGCUUAAAGUUGGGUACAAGCGAACUCUACGGGCAGAAGAUAUGUACAAACUUAAUGACACGCAGAAAACGGAGGUAAUAUAUCAAAGGUUUUUGAGAAUUUUAGAGAAUGAUGUAAAGGCACAUCGGUGCAAGCUGCGUGCGAAGAAGAGUAAUGAUGAAGACAAGCAAACUAAAGGUCUUUCAAAAGAGGCACAUCUCUCUGGUGAUAAGGCACAUUCUCCUACUUUGAAAUUGAUAACAGAGGGAUCCAGUGGCGAUGAAGCUGCAAUUAUUGGUGAAAAAUCCGGGAAUCGCAAACCUUCAGUGCAUUCAGAGCCUACCAAAGAUGAAACUCCUGCGGUGCCACCAUCUGUCCUCAUAAAGGCGAUCUUUAAAACGUUCUGGUUUGAAUAUCUUGUUGGAACCACGGAAAUUAUGGCCAUGAAUAUUGCCUCUACACUUCUUCCUCUUCUUCAGAAGGCGCUUACUAAUUUUGUCGAGGAAAAGGUUGAGGGCAUACCGGUGAACAUGGGUAAAGGUAUCGGCUAUGCAAUUGGCUGUUGCUUUAUGGUGUUAUUUAUUGGCUUGACAAUAAACCAUUACUUUUAUCAUGCGAUGAUGGUGGGUGCUGAAACAAAAGCCGUCCUAACCAAGGUUAUCCUCGAAAAAUCAUACCGCUUGGAUGCCAAAGGACACCAUAAUUUCCCAACAGGUAAAAUCACAUCAAUUAUGAGUACAGAUUUGAAUAGAAUUGAUUUGGCAAUGUCUUUUAUGCCUUUCUUGGUUAUUUUUCCGGUUCCAGUGGCAAUAUGUGUUGCUUUAUUGAUUAUAAACAUUGGUGUUUCGUCCUUGGUUGGUAUUGCUAUUUUUGUUAUCAGUACAAUUAUGCUUGGACUUUCUAUCGGUAAAUUGAUGUACUACAGAGAGAGGGCCAAUAAAUUUACUGAUAUGCGUGUCAACCUUACAAAGGAGCUUUUAAAAGACUUCAAGAUGAUCAAGUUUUACAGCUGGGAGAAUUCAUAUAAAGAUAGACUAACGAAAAUAAGGGGUAAAGAGAUGAGCUUUGUCUUGCUUUUGCAGAACCUUAGGAAUAUUCUUACUGCCUACGUUAUGUGCUUACCAACACUUUCUUCCAUGGUGGCCUUUUGUGUUCUUUAUGCUAUGAGUUCGAAGCGUUCGAUCGGUGAUAUAUUCUCUUCGCUUUCUUUGUUUAGUGCGUUGGCCAACCAGUUCUCUAUGCUUCCAAUGGCUUUGGCUGUUUCGACUGAUUUUCUGAUGGGUAUGAGGAGAUGCGCUGCUUUACUUUCUUGCGGUGAGGUCUCAUUAGAUGGUGACAAACCAGAAGAACUUGGUAGUACAGAUCUUGCUUUAAAGGUUGUCAAUGGUAACUUUUACUGGCAAAUGUUUGGCGCCGCCACAGAGGAAGACCAAAAGAAGAAACAUAAACGAAAGGAGAAGUUAGGUGCAAGGCUUCUUCAGAAACUACAUUUGAAGAAGAACAAAGAAACCUCUUCAUCUGACGAAGAUACAGAUACAAUCAAUGGAACUGACUCAAUGUCUUCAUCCUUUUUAAAGGAUCACCCAUCUUCAGACUCUGAAGAAUCCAUUUCUUCAACAACAUUUCCCGGUUUGAAGAACUUAAACUUCGAAGUUAAGAAAGGAGAAUUCAUUGCAGUUACCGGUCAUAUUGGAUCAGGAAAGUCAUCACUUUUGAAUGCCCUAGCUGGAUUUAUGGCCAAAGAAUCCGGACACGUGUACUGCAAUGGCAGUCUUAUGCUAUGUGGUUCUCCUUGGGUUCAGAAUACAUCUAUUAGGAAUAACAUUACAUUUGGAAGGCCAUUUGACAGACAAAAGUACAGCGAGAUUGUCGAUGCAUGCUGCCUUGAGGAUGACUUUAAACUUUUGCCAGGUGGUGAUAAUACUGAGGUCGGUGAACGUGGUGUGACGCUUUCUGGAGGCCAAAAAGCACGGAUCAAUUUGGCCAGAGCUGUUUAUGCCGAUAAGGAUAUUAUCUUGUUGGAUGAUGUUUUAAGUGCUGUUGAUGCCAAGGUGGGAAAGAAGAUCAUGGAAAGAUGUGUGAUGGGAUUACUUCGAAGUAAAACAAGAAUUUUAGCAACACAUCAGCUUUCUUUAAUUGGAUCUGUUGAUAGAUUGAUAUUUUUAAAUGGGGAUGGUACUGUUGAUGUUGGAACAAUGGAGGAGGUUAUGGCAAGAAACGAGGGUCUAGUGAAAUUGAUGGAAUACAGCGGUGAAGAGGAGGAGAAGAUGAAAAAGGUGAAGGAAGGCCAAGGUAUGGAAGACGAAAACUUCAGUGGUGAUGUAUUUAAGAAAUCUGAAGGUGAAGCCUUAAAAAAAUGGCAAACAAGGAUAAUGAAUGAUUCAAAGGCAUUCAAGAUCACAAGAGAGGAAGAAAGAGCCGUGAAUAGAAUCGAUUUUAGUGUUUACAAGAGUUAUUUGAAGCUUGGAUCCGGCAUGUUCAAAAAGAGUUUCAUUCCUCUUCUCAUUUUGAUGAUGGUUUUAUCCACAUUUUGUAGUAUCUUUACAAAUACAUGGCUUUCUUUUUGGACUUCGCACAAGUUUGCAGGCAAAAGCGAUCAUUUUUACAUUGCUAUCUAUGUUAUGUUUGCAAUUCUUUCUGUGAUAUUUCUUGUGCUUGAGUUCUGGAUGUUGGUUUAUUUCUUCAAUACUGCUGCAAGGAGGUUGAACUUAAUGGCUAUUGGUCGGGUGCUACAUACACCAAUGUCUUAUAUUGAUACAACACCAAUGGGAAGAAUCCUUAACCGGUUUACUAAGGAUACCGAUGUCUGUGAUAACGAACUUAUUGCACAGUAUCGUAUGUUUAUUAAUCCUUUCUGCCAAAUUAUUGGCACCAUGAUUUUGUGUAUUGUUUACCUUCCAUGGUUUGCAAUUGCAGUUCCUGGCUUGACAUUCGUUUACGUUGGGAUUGCCGGAUUUUAUCAAGCUAGUGCGAGGGAAGUCAAACGUCUUGAAGCCGUGCAAAGAUCUUUCGUGUAUUCACAUUUCAGCGAGUCAUUAGGUGGUAUGAAUACUAUCAAGGCGCAUGGUGCUUCAAACAGAUUUCUUAAGCAUAUUGAUGUCCUUCUUAAUAACCAAAACGAGGCAUAUUUUAUUACUAUUGUGAACCAGAGAUGGCUUUCGGUUAAUCUUGAUUUGGUGGCCACGGCAUUCACAUUAUUGAUCUCAUUUCUCUGUUGCUUCAGGGUGUUUAACAUUAGCGCUUCGUCUACUGGUUUGCUUUUGACAUAUGUUCUUAGUAUGAGUGGCUUAUUGUCUUUAAUGCUUCGUGCAUUAACCCAGAUUGAGAACGAGAUGAACUCUGUCGAGAGAUUGAAUCACUAUGCAGUGGAUCUUGUUCAAGAACCUGCGUAUGAGCUUCCUGAGCGAGACCCAUCUCCUGAUUGGCCUGAAUAUGGUGGUAUCGUUCUCGAGCACGUUUUUAUGAAGUAUAGACCAGAGUUGCCAUAUAUAUUGAAAGACAUCAACUUGGAUAUCAAGCCUCACCAGAGAUACGGAUUCUGUGGCCGUACAGGAGCAGGAAAAUCAACAAUCAUGUCAUGUCUCUAUAGGUUGGUUGAAUUCGAAGGCAGAGUAACAAUCGAUGGUGUGGACAUUAGUAAGUUGGGCUUACAUAAACUCAGGUCAAAGCUUUGCAUCAUUCCUCAAGAUCCUGUGCUUUUUGCUGGAAGUAUUCGUCAGAACCUGGACCCAUUUAAGGAGAAGUCAGAUGAACUUUUAUGGGAUGCUCUAAGACGUGCGGGUCUUAUUAAAGAGUCCGAACUUGCAGAAGUUAAGGAGCAGCAUAAGGAGAAGUCCGAUCCUGAGAAUGCUCAUAUGCAUAAGUUCCACCUUGAGCAAUAUGUUGAAGAUGAUGGAACAAACUUUUCUCUUGGUGAACGGCAGUUGCUUGCGUUGGCAAGAGCACUUGUUCGUCAAAGUCGUAUUUUAAUUUUGGAUGAGGCAACCUCAAGUGUUGAUUAUGAGACCGAUUCCAAAAUCCAGCACACGAUAGCGACAGAAUUCUCGGAAUGCACGAUUCUAUGCAUUGCACACCGUUUGAAGACAAUUCUCACUUAUGAUAAAAUCGUUGUUAUGGAUGCCGGGCAAAUUAAGGAGUUUGGCAAACCAUUGGAGCUUUUCAAUGAUAAAAGCAGUACCUUCCGUUCUAUGUGCGAUCAGUCGCAUCUAAUCGAGAAAGACUUUGAGCUUUCAGUCGAUAAUUUUUGA
This is a messenger RNA of Brettanomyces bruxellensis, 4386 nucleotides long. RefSeq lists its product as uncharacterized. The coding region runs from base 1 to 4386 and encodes 1461 amino acids. Gene Ontology annotation, cellular component: plasma membrane. NCBI's taxonomy places the organism in Eukaryota, Fungi, Ascomycota, Pichiomycetes, Pichiales, Pichiaceae. The transcript has a single exon. The record is from RefSeq and is a predicted model, not a curated record. Gene Ontology annotation, biological process: transmembrane transport. Gene Ontology annotation, molecular function: ABC-type xenobiotic transporter activity; ATP hydrolysis activity; ATP binding.